AUGACUUCCGACAUACCGAUGGCGUCUGUCACAUGUCCCCUCGAUCUUCACAUGGUCGAUCUCGAAUCACCGCCAGCGUCAGACUUGCCUGAUUUGGAUCUCCUCGCGCUCAAGUGCCCCUCACAGACCACGGUGACUGAGUUCCCAGACUCUCCAUCUUUAUCUCGGUCCCCGUCCGUCACCUCUUUCGAUUCUCAACUCACCGAGAAAUGUAUUUCCCCCACCGGGUCGGCUCUUUCGUCCGAACCUUCCUCCCCGACGAUGGAGAUCCCAAAGAGGAAGAGGAAGCCCCCACAGACGGGGACGUCAAGCAUCCCAGCUGCGACGGUGUACCCGUUCGAUCAACGGCCGCGCACGACCUUGUCUCGACCAUCCUCUGCAUCGCCAUGGUUCGCUACACUCGACCCGACGGGCUGCCAACGCGAGUAUCGUGACCGUCUCUUCAACGCGGACGGGUCCACUCGACAAGCGGCAAUCUCUCUUGGCACUGCAUCGAGAAUCAUGCCGCCUUUUCAAGAGCAAGACUCUAUGAAGCAGCCGGCCACGUUUUCCAUCGAUGAGCGCCGUCCAUCUCUCUUCUCCGCGCCAUCAAUCACCUUUGAUCACAGACGAGAAACUCGCAUCUCGUCUGAUAAUGACUUCUCCGCCCCGUCCUCGCCCAUCAGUCCCUCUCCGUCGGCACCACCCUUUGACUUUGAACAUCGUGGCUCCGUGAGCUCAACCACUCCGCCUCAUUUCCUCUCCUAUAGAGACCGCUCCAGCACCUUACCCAGCAACGACAGUCCCGCUAUGCUGCCCACCCACACUCAUUCAUUCUCCACCUCAUCCGUUCACGUCCCGGCGACGGUUAUAGAAUGGACCUCUCCCGCCACACGACGAGCCGAGUACGAAAAGAUUGACCGCGCCAGUCGCGGUGUACGCGGUUUUUGGCGUCGCGUGGCUCCACGGUGGUGUCAGAGCCGAGUCUCACGCACCCCAUUCUUCGAAGAAGGCAAGACCAAGGCGGAGCGCGAAGGCAGCGUCCGUAGAUUCCGAAUGGAUUUGCCCGAGGAGGAGGAAUCUCCGCGCCGGUCGAAGCCCUUGACGCUGAAAAGUCUUGGCUUGUCUGGAGGCAACUAG
Penicillium oxalicum is the source of this 1119-nucleotide messenger RNA. RefSeq lists its product as uncharacterized. The transcript is spliced from 2 exons. NCBI's taxonomy places the organism in Eukaryota, Fungi, Ascomycota, Eurotiomycetes, Eurotiales, Aspergillaceae. The record is from RefSeq and is a predicted model, not a curated record. The coding region runs from base 1 to 1119 and encodes 372 amino acids.